Messenger RNA from Rhipicephalus microplus (southern cattle tick), 5452 nucleotides. Its product is annotated as vitellogenin-6. Gene Ontology annotation, molecular function: lipid carrier activity. NCBI's taxonomy places the organism in Eukaryota, Metazoa, Arthropoda, Arachnida, Ixodida, Ixodidae. The record is from RefSeq and is a predicted model, not a curated record. Gene Ontology annotation, biological process: lipid transport.
GUUACAGCGCGGGGUCCGAGCUCCGUCCUGAAGUGACAGACGAAGAGUCAUGCGGCUACUACUGGGGCUUGCAGCCCUUGCGGCUGUGGCCGUCACCUUCACCUUCGGAAAUGGUUAUGAAAUCGGACGCGAGUACAUAUACGACUACUACGGACACUUGCACACGUUCAUGCCCGGAAUGAGUCAGCAAGCCUCCGGCAUCGUCCUGAAGAGCAAGAUCUUGGUCCAGCCUAAGAGGGACUAUCUCAUUUUCAAGGUGAUCGAUAUGAAGUUCGACAGGGUUCACAAGGAUGUCGAGUAUUUCAGCGAGCAUCCGUUCCAGUACAGAAUGGUUGACGAGCUGAGCCGCUUCAUCGAGAAGCCCUUCACGGUGCGAUACGACCACGGGAAGGUAAUGAACAUCCAGGUGACCCGGGGAGAACCAAUCUGGUCGGUGAACAUGAAGAAGGCCAUAGCGAGUCUCUUCAACGUCGACCUGGAAGCCAUCAACCCCAUCCUGCCUAAGGAAGAAGCCUUCUACGCCGACUGCGAACGAGGCACCUGCGUUGGUGGCGUCCGCUCUGAGCUCCCUGGCAUGUAUCGGGUCUACGAGGACGGCCUUUACGGCGAGUGUGAAACUGUGUACGACAUCCAGAAGACGGUGAACCCCGAGAACCCAUUCGCGAACGUGUUGAACGUGACAAAGAUCAAGAACUACAAAAAGUGCCGCAACACUCCCCAGGUCUUCUUCAAAGUCAGCCACGGUUCACGAUGCGUAGACUGCACCGGCGACGAGACUCACCCGCUGACAUCCAGCGCCGCGUACCACUACGACAUCCGAGGAACCAGGCACAACUUCAUCAUCGAGAACGUCGUUGGUGAUGGCGAGAUUAUGUACAGCCCUUACACGCCGGAGGGAAACAUCAUUAGGAUCAUUCUCAACCGUACACUUCACUUGAAGGAGAUCCGUGACAGCGUCAGUGACCUGACCUUCAACGAGGACAUGGUGACCUACCCGAAGCUCUCGUUUCUAUUCUCCGAAGACCACGACACCAAGCGCGUGGUUGAUCUCAAGAGUGCCCACCAGCUGGUAGCUACGUACGGACUCAAGGGCAACGUUGACGAGGUUGGCCGACUAUUCAGGAACUUCGUGGAAUGGGACUUCAGCGAUGAAGACCUCAAGGAGGCCAUCAAGAAGGACAAGCUGCCCAUCAAGUUCCUGGAAGUCAUCUAUUCGUUCGUCCUGCUCGACUACAACCAGAUAGACGACUUCUACCACCGCUACGUUGAGCCUGGAUCCAAGUACCACAAGGAGUAUUUCCUCAGCGUUCUGACGGCCGCCGGCACCAACCCGUCUUUCAUGUACGCCAAGCAUCUCAUCCAGAGCAAGAAGCUCGACGAAGACGCUGCCUCCGAGAUGCUCAUCAACCUUCCUAAGCACAUCCGGGAACCCACGGAGAUCCUCUUCGACGAAUUCUACCGUCUGUGCGAGGCAAGCUACGUAAGAGAGACCUUCAGUCUGCACUCAGCCUGCCUGCAGUCGCUCAGCAACAUAGUGCACGACAGCUGCAUCCUCAACUACCACAACACAUGGAACGACGCCAAGGACCACGUGAUCUGUACGCCCGAAGUCGCCACCAAAUACUACAACUACCUGGUGCCCGUGUACGAGCGCGAGAUGAGCGUAGCAGAGAAAAUGAUGUACAUCAAGGUGGCCGGAAACUUUGCCGUCAAGGAGUCCCUGCCGUACCUGGCUCACUACGUCCGCGACAAGACCAACAAGUACCCGGCCUACCUGAGAAUGGUCGCCAUCUGGUCCAUGACCAAGUCCGCCUUCUUGUACCCGGAGAAGGUUCGUGAGAUCUUGUUGCCCAUCUACCGAAACUGGACCGAGACACACGAGAUCCGGAUUGCCGCCUUCUCCGUCGUCAUGAGGACCCAUCCUGACCUCUACCUCCUGAAGUCCAUCGCCGCCGACUUGGUCACAAACGAGCCCAACACUCAGGUCAUCACGUUCGUCUACACACUCUUCAAGAGCUUCGCCGAGUCGAAAUACCCAUGCCACUUCGAUCUGUCCCAGCACCUCCGAUAUGUGAUACCCAUCAUCGAGGAGGCCGAUGUACUGAAAGACAUCAACGAAUGGACCUACUCGAAAAUUAUGAUGAACAGCGGAUACGAGCCCGAGUACGACUACGGCGGAUUCACGGCGCUCUCGUACGUCAUGGCCAACGACAGCUACCUGCCGCGCACGGUGAUGUUCAAGAUGAACGACUACAAGAACAACUUCAACUACGACUCCCUCGAGGUGACCUUCGACGCCUGGGGUCUCGACCAGCUGCUCGACAAGGUGUACGGACCGCGCGUCACCGGCGACGUGCACCCGGAGCGCAGCCUGUGGAACUUCUUCAGACGCAAGAGGCCCACGCGAGAUAUCUCGCUCAACAAGGAGGUCAAGGAGAUCGACCAAAACCUCCACAUCAAGACACGGGACUACGGAGAGCCAUUCGUGACAUUCCGGGUGGCCGCCUUCAACAACGAGAUCAUGUCGUUCACCUUCAACGAGACCACGCUGGCUCCUCUGUUCACUGAAGGAGCUGACCCGUUCUCAUGGAUCAAGAACUUUGCUGGUGAGAUGAAGGACUUCAAGGUCCAGAAAUUCCUGAUCGGCGAAGACAUGUCGCUGUUCCUGCCAACUGAGCUCGGUCUGCCUUUCUACCUGGAGCAGAAGCAGCCGUUCUUCGUGAACUACAAGAACAAGGACUUCAAGUUCGACGUCAAGGUCGCCCCAGACGGCAACUACAUCGAGGAGAUUGGCGUCAAGAUGCAGGGACACUUCCUGUACGAUACGCACAUGAUUGAAACGGCGAGCGUCUUGCUUCCCUUCGAGAAGGUCAGCGUCGGAGUGGGCUACGACAGCCGAAGCGCCAUCUCGGUGCCGUUCAACUUCGACGCCGGUCUGAGCUUCGUCGACCACAAGUUCAAGAUCCACGGGCGGCCGCAGACGCCGCACGAAGUGUUCCACUACGAGUUCAAGCCUUUCAGCUUCGUCGAGAGCUUCGAGAAUUCCCUGCCUGUCACUCACGAGGACACCCGCGUCGACAUCUUCCUGCCCGAAGAUCUGCACAAGUUCGAGAAGGAGUACUUCCACGACAUGCUCGGCGUCGGCCUGAAAGUGGACGGCCACUUCCUGGAGACGUACGACUUCUGGGGAUCGUGGAUGGACUUCUGGUACUUCGGCGACCUCCGCCAGAAGUACUACUACCUCACCGAGAACCCCAUGUGGCACCCGAGGAAGCUCAACGUUAUCCUAACGCCAGCUAACCGAGACAUCACAAACGAGUUCGAGUUGAAGUUCGGCUGGAAGUUCCUCACUCCCGAGACCCGCGGAAACCAGAUAUUCAAGUCCAAGUACGCCUCCGAGAUCGGAGACCCGGCCUUCUCGGUACGCGACGAGGCUCGCUCAUACACGACCAUCGUCGACGGCGAAUUGGUGCUGAGGGGCCAGCGGGAGCGCAAGAUCGUCUCCGAGUUGGUGUACACUCGAACCCGCGACCUGCUGCUGCACAACGUCAACUUUAUCUACGACCGCACGCCGUUCGCCGUUGGCGAGACCGGUCCAGUAAAGGUCUGUUUCCAUGGCAGCAUGAAGUUCCCGCAACCCGAUUACGUCAAGAUAGGCAUUCUGGAUCUCAUUUCCGACAGCAACGCAGUGAGCACAAACUUCAACCUGAACUUUGGAAAAGACUGCAAAUCUGACCAGAAGAUCACGAUGCGAGCCAUAUGGGAGCACACGGAGGAACAGAAACACCUGCUCGAGACCCGGGACCACGAAGAGCCGGUCGGCAAGUUCCUGAAGAACCCGUACAGGUACCUCUGGAAGGAAUGCUCGCACGACAAGGCCAACGGCGUUCACUGGAGCAAGGCCUGCGACGAGUUGCUGUUCGACGUGACCACGCUCAAGAAGUUCACUGCCGACAUCGAGUACGAACACCUCUCAAAGAAGUUCAUCAAGUACAUGCACGAGCUGAGGAGGCACGUCCGCUACAGCUACUUCCCGUGGCUGUACCAGCUGGAGGACUUCGAUGUGACCAACCCCGAGGGCAAGAUGAAGGUGAUCGGCAACGUGAGCGCCUUCAGCGACGUCUGGGACCUGCACGUGACCCUGCCCAACGAGAUCAUCAAGUACAAGCAGGCACCGCUGCCUUGGUGGUUCAUCACGCCGCGCUUCUACUCGCUCUUCGAGUACUCCAACCUCGAGCAGUACUCGUCGCUCUUCAGGCACAGAUUCUGCGACGUGCAAGGAACGAUGAUCAAGACGUUCGACGAAGUCAUCUAUGAACUGCCCGACACCGACUGCUACAAGGUGUUGGCCAAGGACUGCUCAGAACAUCAACACUUCCUCGUUCUAGGGGCCAAGACCAGGAACGUUAACUACCCGAAGGCCAUGCGCAUGUUCCUGCACACGUUCAAGAUCGAAGUGCUGCCGGUGUCCGACGACAGCGUGCCCAUCGCACGAGUGAACGGGAAGAAGGUGCCCGUGACGCCGGAGGAGCCCUUCCGUCAGUACGUCAACACCGGAGUGCGCGACGUGGAGCUGUUCCGCAUCGAGACUUACGGACACCAGCCCGUCUACAAGGUCUUCUCGGAGAGCUUCGGGGUCCGGGUUACCCACGACGGCAAGGGUAUCUUCGUCCAGCUUGCUCCUUUCUACCGAGGCAAGGUGUGCGGUCUUUGCGGCGACUACAACUUCAACAAGUUCCACGAGUUCACUGGGCCUGACAAGUGCCUGCACCCCAACUCGACCACGUUCGGGAACAGCUACGUCAUCCCAUCGGACAACUGCAACGCGCCCCACUACCGAAACCCGUGCGCCUACAAUGUCGGUGAGCAGUGCACCGUGAUGCGCACCGUGACCAGAGAGCGCGGCGAGGGCAAGGAGCGCGAGGUGUGCUUCUCGCUCACCCCUCUGCCCAAGUGCUCGGACACGUGCGUCGAGACUCGCCUCAUGAGCACCGAGAUGGGCUUCCACUGCCUGCCGGCGCGCGACGCCACCACCAAGCACCUGCUGCAGCAGGCCUCGGUGCGACCGCUCACCGAGUUCCGCCGCAAGAGGCAGUACCUCAAGACCACCGUCUAUUUCCCGGAGAGCUGCUACAAACCCUGAGAUCCGCGACUCCUCCCAUUUCCAGCGGUGCUGCGUAGUCCCCACCUCGGAAGCCGAUUGCUGGCUCAAUCGUUUAGUCUCACGUUUCUCUAGCGAUUUUUUUUUCUUUUUACAAGUAAACUUCCAAGCUCUCGAGAAAAAUAGGGGCGCGGCCCCUUGUGAUCUUUAACCUCCCAGCCCUUGACGUGUUCUUCAAUCAAGUAUUACUGGCGACGACUUUACUUACAAACGACUCCGUGGCUGUGUACACUUCACUGUGCUUUCGGGAAACGAUGAUUUAGUGAAAUAAAAGAUAUUGUGAUUUCGAAA